AUGCUAAGAGCAAACUACUUCGUCCCUUGUUCGAUUCACGCAGAUUCCAACAAAAGUGAAUGCAACAUGUUUUGUCUUGAUUGUACUUCCAAGGCCUUUUGUUCUUACUGUUUGACCAACCACAAAAACCACCGAGUCCUUCAGAUACGAAGAUCAUCGUACCAUAACGUUGUGAGAGUUAAUGAGAUACAAAAGUACAUAGACAUAUCUUGUGUUCAGACAUAUAUAAUCAACAGUGCAAGGAUAGUGUUCUUGAACGAACGACCUCAACCAAGAAUCGGCAACGGAGUUACCAAUACUUGUGAAAUAUGUUGCAGAAGCCUCCUUGAUUCUUUCAGAUUCUGCUCUCUUGGUUGCAAACUUGGAGGAAUAAAGAGAGGUAAUCAAAGCCUAACCUUCUCUCUGAAAGGGAAGCAUGGAAGGGAAUAUGAAGGUGGGUGGGAAUCUGAUGAGGCGACCACACCAACUAAGAUACGCAAGACAUGUGCAUUCAACCGUCUGAUGAGCGGUCUGUCCAUCUCCACCGUUAAAUCUGAUUACUUUUCGGGAGAUCAACGGUCUUCGAGUUCCGGUGAUGAAAGCGGUUUUAAUCUUUCUCCGGGGACACCGCCGAUAUAUAAUCACCGCAAUUCAAGCAGAAGGAAGGGCGUACCACACCGUGCUCCGUUUUAA
Arabis nemorensis is the source of this 672-nucleotide messenger RNA. The record is from the annotation of a GenBank genome assembly. Lineage: Eukaryota; Viridiplantae; Streptophyta; Magnoliopsida; Brassicales; Brassicaceae.